AUGGCACAUACUGAAAUCAAUGGCAAUGGUAAGAGGAAGACACGAAAGGGUUUGGGCCUCGAUAGGAAACAAUCAAGUCCGAUGAUGCCAACCUUUAUGGUUUCUGCGCCUGGCAAAGUCAUUGUGUUUGGAGAACAUGCAGUGGUUCAUGGCAAGGCUGCAAUCGCUGCAUCCAUCUCUCUUCGAUCCUACCUUUUAGUCACUGCACUCUCCAAGUCGAGACGAACGAUUUCUCUUCGAUUUCCCGACAUCAAUCUUUCACAUACAUGGAACAUCGACGACUUACCGUGGGGCGCCUUCUCUACCCCAGGGAAGAAGAAGUACUACUACGAUCUCGUUACUUCUCUCGAUCCAGAACUCGUCGCAGCAAUGGAACCUCAUCUGGAAGACGUGUCUCCAGACCUGCCGGAUGAUAUCCGCAAAAUCCACCAGAAUUCUGCUCGUUGUUUCCUAUACCUUCUAUUAUCUCUUGGUUCGCCAUCGUUCCCAGGUUCUUUGUACACUCUACGCUCAACAAUACCAAUUGGAGGCGGGUUAGGUAGCAGCGCGUCUAUCGCGGUCUGUCUUGCUGGCGCACUUCUAUUACAGAUCCGAACUCUUUCUGGACCUCACCCUGAUCAACCUGCGGAAGAAUCACGACUUCAAAUCGAGCGAAUUAACCGAUGGGCUUUUGUGGGUGAGAUGUGUAUACAUGGCAAUCCGUCGGGCGUCGAUAAUACAGUCGCUUCACAAGGAAAGGGUGUCAUAUUCCAAAGGACCGACUACGCAAAACCUCCCAAGGUCCAGCCAUUGUGGAAUUUCCCUGAGCUUCCACUUCUCCUUGUCAAUACAAAGCAAUCGAGAUCGACAGCAGCCGAGGUAGCGAAGGUGGGAGCAUUGAAGAAGAAACACCCUAUGAUCACAGAGUCAAUCUUGAAUGCGAUUGACAAAGUAUCAGAAGGUGCAACACAACUUAUGGGAAGUGAUAGAUUUGAUCCCGAAGAUCCAGAAUGCAUCAAGGAUUUGGGGGAGCUAAUGACCAUAAAUCAUGGAUUGUUAGUCUCACUGGGAGUGUCGCAUCCGAGACUGGAACGGAUACGAGAAUUAGUCGACCAUGAAGGUAUUGGCUGGACGAAGCUUACAGGUGCUGGUGGUGGAGGUUGUGCAAUCACACUUCUCAAACCAGACGUACCACAAGAUCAGAUGAAGCGUCUUGAGAGAAGGCUAGAUGAAGAGGGUUAUGGAAAAUUCGAGACAACUUUGGGUUGUGAUGGUAUUGGAGUACUCUGGCCCGCUGUACUCAAAAAUGGGAUUGAGGAUGACUUGGGCGGCGAAGAAAUCGACCAGGACAAGUUUUUGAAUGCAGAGGGUAUUGAAGGCGUUGAAGAGCUUGUCGGGGUUCAUGGAGAUAACGGUGACAGAGAAGCUUGGAAAUUUUGGAGAGUUGAGGACUAG
Messenger RNA from Mollisia scopiformis, 1434 nucleotides. RefSeq names its product mevalonate kinase. Gene Ontology annotation, cellular component: cytoplasm. The coding region runs from base 1 to 1434 and encodes 477 amino acids. The record is from RefSeq and is a predicted model, not a curated record. The transcript has 2 exons. Gene Ontology annotation, molecular function: mevalonate kinase activity; ATP binding. NCBI's taxonomy places the organism in Eukaryota, Fungi, Ascomycota, Leotiomycetes, Helotiales, Mollisiaceae. Gene Ontology annotation, biological process: isoprenoid biosynthetic process; ergosterol biosynthetic process.